AUGACAGCACCGUUCCCGCAGACCCUCCCGACGGUUCCUCGGAAUCCCAUAUCCACCACCCUUUCCCACGCACUAUCCUCCGCGCGCUCCACGUUGGUUUUUCAGCAUCCCGACGGCGAGGAGUUCCGCGUGGUCUUCGACGUCUUAUUUCGCUACGAAGUCGUAGGCCCGAUUGGUUACGGCACCUACGGCUGCGUCUGCUCCGCCUGGGAUCGGAAUCGCGUGAAGGAGUUCGAGUUGAACCCCCCGGCGGAAUACAUCGCCGUGGAGACGGCGGAGGAACGCGAAGCGUUGUACGACGCCGCCACGCAUGUCGCCAUCAAGAAACUUUCCACGCUUUUUGAGUUUAAUCAGCCGCGCAUGUGGCUUUGUGCGUCGCGUGAGAUUCAACUCAUGAUGGCGUUUAAGCACGUCAACGUGCUAUCCGCGAUAGACUUCUUCAUCCCCUUGGGGAAUGUGGAUGGGUUAACCUACGAGUCCAUGCAACGACUGCGCAACACUUUUGAUAGCGUUUAUGUGGUGAUGAAUAAAAUGGACUACUCGCUGCGCGAGGUUUUAGAUUCGGCCUUUAUCACCGUGGCCGAGGCUUCCCCGGAGUACAUGGAAAUGCUAUUGCGUAGCUCCGAGCAUGACGCCACCCCGGUGUUAUCCUGUGAAACUACACCGAAGCUGUCGAAAUCCUCUGCGUUUAGUGAUGCGAUUAAUGCUGAAAAUACGGCAGAGGAGCCCAAUAAUUCUUUAAGUAAAGUGAUACGAUCCUCGGAAGAUUUCGGUGGGGACAAACGGGAUGGAAAAUUAUCUUUACAAGCGAUACGCGAACAUAUCCUUUCGGGUGCCUUCGAAAGCAGCGAAUUAUACAAUCAAAUUCGCAAAUUCAGUCGGAGCACUCGACAGAUGUUGAUGAAAAUCUGCAGUUCGCGUCUGAUUCCGCGGAGUACGAGCGAGGGCGUAGACGAUUGGGGUUGCGAGGGCGGUUGGCAGGAGAUCGGCCUCAACCCUCCCCGUCGCGCGAGCACCCCGAGCAGCGAAAAUCCCGCGCGGGAAGGGGCCGACCUCGCGGGGAAAUCCCUCACGCCUGAAAAGGAACCCCUGAAAAGUGGGGUUGGGAAAACGCCCGAGACGACGGGGAAGAAAUCCCCUUGGGUGCCUCGUACCCCUUCCGGGCAGAACCUUUGCUUCCCCGGUACGGGCUUGCCUCUUCACCCGCUCUCCAAAGACUACCGUAAGUUCAUCCUCUACCAGAUCUUCCGCGGUGUGGGCUACCUACAUCGCUGCCCAGUGAUGCAUCGGGAUCUGAAACCGGAGAACAUCCUCGUGGAUUACAACUACAACACCUGCAUCACGGACUUCGGGCAAGGCCGCGACGUCGGCGUUAACAAAUCCGAGCGCGUUCAUACGAUGCUUGGGAACUGCUCGCAGUGGUACGCGGCCCCGGACACCCUUAUUCUCAGCACGGAUACCGUCAAAACGGGCUUCGUUGAUAACGAAUUCUUUCACGCCAUCGAUGUCUGGUCGAUUGGCUGUAUCGCGGCGGAGAUGCUCAUCGGGUAUCCCUUAUUUUACAAUUCAUCCAUGUCGAGCGUUGGGCACCUGGUGGCGGUCGUGGAAACGCUGGGGGAGCCCUCCUGCGAGUCCGUGUGUGCCAUCCUGGAUCGCCGAUACGAAUCCGACAAGGAGUCCUUUUUGUAUGUCAUCGAGUGUAUCCGGGUGCUGCUGAAAGGACGUCAAAGCAUCCUAAAGCACCUUCUCAAAAGCCCCUUCGGCGAUGAAACGGAGGAUGAAGUUCAGCUCAUUAUGAGUUGCCUCGUGUGGAAUCCACAGGAUCGUAUCACCAUUCAGAAAGCCUUGGAGAGCCCGUACUUUAUUGAUGACGGCUACGAGCCCGUGAUCGACCCCAAAGAUACGGCGAAGCAGGUUGCGGUGGUGCGGCAAGAGGAAGUCUCCGAUACGGCAAGCGGGCGGGCUUUCCUGUGGAACCUUUUCACGAAGAGGCAUCCGGAGGUGAACGAGCUGUGGAAUAUCCUUGAAGAGCACCAUAAAGCGCACGUCGAACGUGAGGCGCGAGCGGGUGAAACGACGACGAAGCCCUAG
Molecule: messenger RNA, 2091 nt
Organism: Phytomonas sp. EM1
Lineage: Eukaryota; Euglenozoa; Kinetoplastea; Trypanosomatida; Trypanosomatidae
Source: the annotation of a GenBank genome assembly